Messenger RNA from Papilio machaon (common yellow swallowtail), 1073 nucleotides. Its product is annotated as transmembrane protein 231-like. The record is from RefSeq and is a predicted model, not a curated record. Gene Ontology annotation, biological process: regulation of protein localization; cilium assembly. Lineage: Eukaryota; Metazoa; Arthropoda; Insecta; Lepidoptera; Papilionidae. The coding region runs from base 1 to 912 and encodes 303 amino acids. The transcript is spliced from 5 exons. Gene Ontology annotation, cellular component: ciliary membrane; ciliary transition zone.
AUGGGACUUUAUCAUUUAUAUAGUCACAGUGUUGAGAUAAAAUACAAAAGUUAUUUUCUAUCAAAAGCGACUCUAUUCACAUUACUCAUUACGGCUUUGAAUAUAAUUUUACCGUUUAUUGUGGCUUAUAGGAGUAGAGGAUUUUGGCUCAAGUCACAUAGUUUUUAUGAACAGCCAGUUGUACGUCCUACAUAUGAGUACUUAUUGGUAGCCACAACCCUGGAUCCCAGUGAAUUCAUUAUUUGUGGUGAUGCUACGAACUUAAAACUGGAAAAAUGGAAUGAUGACAACUGUGCGGAAACUCAAAUCCAAGAUUAUGAUUAUAAUGCUGAUGGUAGACCAGAUAUGCUACAUUUUCAGUUUGCCCUUAAUGUGCCACCAAAAUAUGUAAUAACAUCAAUUGUUUUAAUUUUAGGAAUAGAUUUACAGUUACAGACAACUUGUGAAAUGCACAUGCAAGCAUUAGCAACAAUAAAUAGGCAAUUUACAAUACCACCAUCUAGAUUUUACUAUAUUGGAGACCUAGAAUUUUAUCAAAAAUCACAUCUACCAUGCCUAAAAAAUGUUAUAGAUACAAGUUAUAAUACCUCAUUAUUUAACAUUCCUUAUAAGCAAGGCGAUUUUAUAGAGUACACAUUGCAAAAAUACUUCAAAAGAACAGCAAUAACACAGGUGAAAACACUAUUUUCCAACAGUCAUACUGGCAACACUGAGGUCUUAAAUAUAAUUAUCAAUUUAGAAGUACCUGAGAUGAACAUCAGAUAUCAACCAAGUAUAAUGCAAGAAUUAAAAUGGGCUUGGCCACAAUAUCUUUCGCUUGUGGCAAUAUUUUACUGGUUAUUCAAUCAAGUAAAGAAGUUUGUAUUCAACAAGCGUCUAUUAAUGGCAUGGGAAGUUGUGCCAUGGAAAUAAAGAUAAGAAGAUUGAUUAGUAUAAUUAUGAGCUAUCUACAUAGUCAUGACCUAAUUAAAUCUGUAAACAGAAUGAUGGACAAGGUAACAAGCUCAGUACCACUGACUCAACUACCAAAUUUGACAAAGAACAUAUUGAUUUACUUCACCAUACAAUGAAGU